Messenger RNA from Fusarium redolens, 2004 nucleotides. RefSeq names its product amidohydrolase family-domain-containing protein. The record is from RefSeq and is a predicted model, not a curated record. NCBI's taxonomy places the organism in Eukaryota, Fungi, Ascomycota, Sordariomycetes, Hypocreales, Nectriaceae. The transcript has 2 exons. Bases 1 to 2004 code for a protein of 667 amino acids. Gene Ontology annotation, molecular function: hydrolase activity, acting on carbon-nitrogen (but not peptide) bonds.
AUGAAGACUGGAGGUCCAAUCUCUAGCCUGCUUCUGGUAGUAGCUCUUCUGCUAUCACCAGGAUCAGCUGCUUCCAAGAAGUCAAACAGCAAAACCGCCAUCGCAGACACCGUCUUUCACAAUGGCUCAAUUUAUUCCCUUGAUCUUCUUUCAACAAAGUACACUGCCCUCGCCGUCAAAGAUGGAUAUAUCACCUUCCUAGGCAAUGAAGAAAGCAUCCAGUCAUAUAUCGCAAAGAACACUUCGGUCUUCAAUCUUGAAGGUCGUAUGAUGAUGCCCGGCCUAGUGGAUGCUCAUAUGCAUCCCCUUAGUGGUGGAGCUAAUCUACUGAAGUGUAACAUGAACUUUCAACCAUUGGGUCUUAAUAAAGUCCUGGAGAAGAUUCAGAGCUGCCUUGAUGACGAUAAGGAUAAGGGUGAUAAAGAUUGGCUUGAGGUCAUUUCUCUUGACUACUAUGCCUUGGUUGACGAUACUGGUGGCGUCACGAAGAAGGACCUUGAUAAGCUGAAGACAAAGAGACCUAUUCUGGUCACGUCAGCCGAUUCACACACGUUCUGGGUCAACUCAGCUGCUUUGAAGGUAUCCUCCCUCACAGCCAAGACCAAAGACCCACAAAACGGUAAAUUUGAACGGCUUCCCGGAAGUCAAGAACUUUCGGGAAUUCUGCAAGAUUCCGCGACAAGCUUAUUAGCAGGCCCAGCCCCCCCAACAGCCGAGGACAAUAUUCGAUCUGCCAGAGCAGCCUUGAAGCUCCUCCGCGAAGAAGGAGUCACAAGCUUCCAAGAAGCUGCGUCCAGCGAAGACACAGGCCUUGCAUUCGCUGCCAUCAAGAAAGAGGAAGGUUUAAGUGCCCGUGGCUUUUUCGACUAUCUUGUUCAACCACCUAACAACACUGAGGGGAUUGACGAUCUAGUCAAGGACGUGGUCAAUGUUACUUCAACGUGGAACGAUAAGAAAGAGUUGAGCCCCAGUCCCUCUAUGAAGUGGCACGCCGUCAAGAUGUUUAUGGACGGCGUUCUGUUAUACCCCGCCAAUACCGGAUCCCUCAUCGAGCCAUACUUUCAACCCGUGGCUAACACCUCCAUGUGGGCACCCAAGUCAGACUUCGGACCAAAGACGUACUGGGACAAGGAACUCCUCAGCCUCACCCUAACGAAGUUGUUCAAGAACAAUAUCGACGCUCAGAUUCAUGUUGAUGGAGAUCUAGCUGUCCGAACAGCCCUCGAUGCACUUGAGGAACUCCGUAACAAGAACCCCAAACUUCGUGAUUACCGUGUCGGAUUCGCUCAUAAUGAAGUAACUGACCCGUCAGAUUGGCCUCGCUUUGCUGAACUUAAGGCCGAUCCUAUCAUGAGUUUUCAAUGGUCACAGGCCAGUUCAGUCUGGCUUCCAAAUGGCGUCAAGAGCAUGGGACCAAGACGUUCGCACUACAUGGAGGCUUUUGGAGAGCUUGCCAAGUUUGGAUCUGCUAUUGUCUAUGGUAGUGACUGGCCGAUUGAUCCUCUUGACGAAUGGCUCGCCAUCAAAGCCAGCGUCACGCGCUCAGGAGAUCCCCAAAACCCCAACUCCCCAGCCUCACAAGGCGCACCCUACGACGGCAACGGUCUUCCCGGCUUGACCCUAACACGAGACCAAGCCAUCCGGGCCAUCACGACCGAGAGCGCUCGCUUCCUGCGAGCUGAUGCCUACAUCGGUUCACUUGAAGUUGGAAAGCUUGCAGAUGCUAUUGUUCUGAAAGCCAAUUACUUUGAAGUCCCCGAGGAGCAUAUUGCCAGACAGAAAACGCUUUUGACAAUGGUUGGUGGUGAGGUUGUGUAUAUUGCUGAUGAGGUUGAUUUCAAGAAUGGUGUUAAAGCUAAGUUUGCGAAUAAUGAUACUAUUUCUAGGAUGAUGAAGAGGAGGAGUGUUGGGGGCAUUCAAGGGAGGGAUUUGUCGGAGGAAGGUAAGAAAUCUGUACAGCGUCUGCAGACUCGUGGGGCUUGUGUGCAUUCUCACCAUUACUAA